GAUGUAUAUGUUUCAAAAUGUACUUUCCAAUAGGUUGGCCCAAAGUUCUCAAAAAUGUUGGUGCAGAUAAUCAAAUUAUAAAACAAAUCGUGUCUAAUAGGGAUAAAAUAUUGUUUGCUUCGUUAAGCGAUGACUGUCUCACAGUGUGGUUUUGUAAGCCAACUGUGCCAAUAGUGUAUCACAAGAGGAGUGUGGAAUCUCUGCAGAGGCUUGGAAUCAAUGUCGGAGUAGAAUGGAAGCCUGAUUCUUCAAUGAUAUGCAUCUCUACAUCAGAAGGCCACCUGAUUCUAUACAAUGUGGAAGCAGCGAGUGAGCAGACAGCUUAUCAGCAAUAUGACCCUCCAACGGCUAGUCUGCGCCGGGAUUCAGCAGAGUUAUUUGUGAAAGAAAUCAUACCAUCACUACACAUCACUUUGUUGAAAGAAAUUUUAAUAUGGGACGGUCAGAUAACUCGUAUGUGCUGCAUAUCGGGCACUGAGAUUCUUGUAUGCACGACACGAGCGCACCUGCUGCGGUAUAGAUGGGAUGGGACUCAGAAUCGGGACUACUGCCUUGACCUCGGACGGAUACCCUUUUCUAUUAAUCAGCAAGUUUCAAAAGCGGAACCGAUCCUAGAAGAUAACACGCACGUGAACGACAUAGAAUAUUCGCCGCUAGUGUGUGGGUUCGGAAUCACGUUGAAUGACGGCCGCGCAGCUUAUCUCACAGCACCUAAUCUCAAGUUCGAUCCUAAUGCGGUUCAAGGUAUUUGGGCGCCGGGCAUCGACGACGCGACUUGCGCGAGAGUCAACCACAAAUUUCGACUUAUUGCCAUUGGGAGAAAGAAUUCUCAAGUAGAUGUAUUCACGAUAGACGAAGUGACGGGGGGACUGGAACUCUCUCAUACGAUGGUUCUCAGUUCCAAAGACUUCCCAGGUGACCCUGGACCUGUUAAAUGUAUGAGAUGGACAGCCGAUGGUCGUGCGGUAGCAGUGAGCUGGGAACGCGGCGGUGUGUCCGUCUGGAGUACCUUUGGAGCGCUACUUAUGUGUUCGCUUGCUUGGGACCAUGGGCUCAACCAGGAUCUAGGCAAACAUAACCCGCUUGUUAUAUCUAGUCUGGAAUGGGCGACAGAAGGAUAUCAGUUGUGGAUGGUGAAAGUCGAAGGAGACGCAAGCUCCAAUCUCAUUCAGUUGGACUUUGUCAAGAGCCCGCUUAGCGUUAAUCCUUGUAUGAGCACCCAAAGGCACCUCUACCUCCAAGCCGACGACAAACUCUAUGUAAAUCUAGAGGAUAAUCUCACAAAAAAAACCAAAAUCUCCAUCAUAGACUCUUCAGCUGAAAGUUAUCAGGAGAAUGGCGUGGAUCAACCGAAUUUAGAGUUCGAAAACAGUACGAAGUACAGAGAAUUUGUGGAUGAUAAUGAAUGCAGAAAACAAUGGAGCGUGUUGCCGCUGCCCGCUACUUACAUUGCCACUAAUUGGCCUUUGAGGUACAGCGCAAUCGACGAAGCGGGCAUGAACGUAUGCGUAGCGGGUCGAACGGGCUUGGCGCACUACAGCGGCGCGUCGAGACGCUGGAAGCUCUUUGGCAACGAAGCUCAAGAGAAGGACUUCGUCGUCACUGGGGGCAUGCUGUGGUGGCGCGACUACAUUGUUAUUGGUUGCUACAGCAUAUUCGACGGUCACGACGAGAUCCGUUUCUACCCGCGCGAGUCGAAGCUAGACAAUCGCUUCGCGAAGAUCGUCCGGGUACAGUCGCAAGUAUUCGUGCUCGACAUUUUGGACGACCAAUUAGUCGUGUUCGGUGCGGACGCGUUGGUUACCAUUUACGAACUCAAUUGUGUUGACAAUGUGGGCAACGUGGAGAUGCGGUGCGUGCAAGCUGUGGACGUGUCUGCAUUGUCUCAUCCAGCAUGCGUGGUGUCCGCGGCACUGUGCCGGCUGCAGGACUCGCCGCGUGCCGCACGAACCUCCACCGUUGUAUUAUACACACAAAGGCAUCCUGACUCUUUGGUAAUAAACGCUAGUGGAAGAUUAAUGAUGGUGCAAAGAGAGGAAUACGAUGUUGACGAAGAUAACAAUCCGGCUUACAGUUGUCUGCCAGCAACAGUCCUCGCGUCGUGUGUGGAAAGCGUCUGGUCAUGCGGCAACUCGUCGCCAUCACAAACACAACUCUCCAGAGCUCUAUGGCUGUGGUGUGGGAGCUUAGGUGCCAGAGUAUGGUUGCCACUAUUGCCUAGAGAUGCAUCACGACACCCAGACACGUCAAGACAUACUUUCAUGGCUAAGCGAAUCAUGUUGCCGUUUCAUCUUAAUAUUUAUCCAUUGACAAUAUUGUUUGAUGACGCCAUUCUUCUGGGGGCUGAAAACGAUACGACGCUAUACGCUUCUGACUCCAGCUCGAUGUUUUCACUGCCCUUCUGUGUUGUUAACAAGACGAGUCAAGUAUACCUCCAUCAAAUUCUAAGGCAGCUUUUGCGACGCAACCUCGGGUACCACGCGUGGGAAAUCGCACGAUCGUGCUCGCAACUGCCCUACUUCCCACACUCGUUAGAAUUGCUACUGCACGAAGUUCUGGAAGAAGAAGCGACAAGUAAAGAACCUAUACCGGACGCGCAACUGCCCAGUAUUAUCGAAUUCGUUCACGAGUUCCCGGUUUAUCUGCAAACAGUAGUACAAUGCGCGAGAAAAACAGAGAUUGCGCUAUGGGCGUACUUAUUCUCUGCCGCCGGAAAACCUAAAGAACUGUUCCAAGAAUGCUUACAGAAGAAAAUGCUCGACACAGCAGCUUCCUACUUAAUUAUUUUACAGAACCUAGAGAGUUCUACAGUAAGUAGGCAGCUAGCGACGCAACUUCUGGACACAGCACUUCAGGAAGAGAGAUGGGAUCUUGCCAGAGAUUUAGUACGGUUCCUUAGAGCAAUAGAUCCUAACGACGUGGAUUCCCCGCGCAACUCUGUGAACGUGCAAGCGAAAUACGGACAGAUUGUCCAGUCGCAGACAGUCAGCCCCAACGCUGAAGACCUGUCCGUCAUAUUGGGAAAUAUGCAGAGUUGCGUGUUGUCGGCGCAGCUGGCGGGCGGGCGCGGGCGCAGCUUCAGCACCACGGUAUCUCCCAGCGAACCAGCUCCGCCCCCGCCGCCGGCCCCAGCGCCGCAGCCGCCCGCGCGCGCUACCGCCGCCGUCAAACGCAAGAAGUCUGUGCCCGCGCGCUCCGAGAGAGACUCCUACAGCGGCACAGCCGAAGAGUUCUUCAUCGAUAUGAUGAUCCAAAGACACGCGCGCCAUCUAUUGUCAACAGCGCGACUACAUUCACUGGGCAAAAUGGCGUGCGCAUUAGAUUUACACCUCGUAGCUUGGUUAGCAGGAGAAAGAGAGCGAGCGGCAAGAAUUGACAGUGCAGUGAUGUGUGUGAAGAGGUUACACGAAGAUUUCCAAUGGCCUUAUCCUGUUGUGAAAGUGUCCGAGCCGUGUAUGCAAAGAAAGGGCAGCACUGUUACUAGCUCCUACACACCAUCAGCGGAAUCGGACAGCUUGUGUGGGGACAGUGGGUACAUGAGUCUGCCUCUACGUGCUGCACUACCAAUGACUGCUGGUGCUCCAAUGUCGCCAAGACCUGUUAGCUCACUGGGCGAAAGCAGCGUGGCCGAGGGCGGUGCCGUGGCGUGGGACGGCGGGGGCGCGGGGGAGGAACGCCGCUACGCCGCGCUUAUGGAACGGCUCCACCACCACCAGGCCGAGAGGGGCUCGCACACUGCGCAUGUGCAGCUGCGCUACUUCCUACAACUGAUGAACGAGGCGAGCUGCGUGGAGUGGGCGCUGGUGCUGGCCGUGGUGCUGCGCGACGCGCUGGCGGUGCUGCGCACGACCAACGCGGCGCGCGCGCAAGACGUCAGCCUGCCGGCCGUCAAGCGCCUCAGGGCCGCGCUGCAGGACAUCUGCGCUUGGACCGACGCCGAAUGCCUCGGCUACAGACCAUUUAUGUUGGCCAUAAGCAACCAGAUACCCUUCUUGACAUCGAUCAUCAACACGCGCGAACGACGAAUGUCCAUGGUCAACCCCAGAGUAAGAACAUCGAGCACAAGUUCAUUGAACCUUGACUCCAAACCGACGACUCCUACGGAGAAGUUCCCCCCACCGCAAAAGGUUCAAGAAGUCACCAAACAAGUAAGAAAGGACUCACCAAAAACAGUUCAGGAAACUGUAAGUACUGCUGUUGUUAGUCCAACUAGGGCACCACCUCCGGUUAGAGACGACGUGUCUUCUGGUUGUAUCUUAAUGUAAUUUCAAUAAGGUCCUUUUUAGCACAGUUCGUAGGACUUAGGCUAUCGUAUGACAUAUGACAGGUCAUGGAUAAUUUGUUUAAUGUAUUAUAAAGUUAAUUUUAACCCAUGGUGCCUAAAAAGGUAAAUGAUCAUUUUUCUUUAGUUUUAUGGUGACAUGAGUAUCUUAAUAGCUACAUUCAAUGAGGGCUCUUUUUAAUUGGUUAUUGCUUUGGUUAGCUGAAUCGACCAAACAACUUUUAAGAUUAAAUUCGGUACACUUGGUAUCUCCAUCUUUUCUCUAAUGCUUG
This is a messenger RNA of Hyposmocoma kahamanoa, 4554 nucleotides long. It is a transcript of the gene Rich, whose product is annotated as guanine nucleotide exchange factor subunit Rich. The transcript has 26 exons. Gene Ontology annotation, biological process: retrograde transport, endosome to Golgi; intracellular protein transport. NCBI's taxonomy places the organism in Eukaryota, Metazoa, Arthropoda, Insecta, Lepidoptera, Cosmopterigidae. The record is from RefSeq and is a predicted model, not a curated record. Gene Ontology annotation, cellular component: Ric1-Rgp1 guanyl-nucleotide exchange factor complex; cytosol; Golgi membrane. Gene Ontology annotation, molecular function: protein binding. Bases 18 to 4265 code for a protein of 1415 amino acids.